GGGCAGGAUACAGCUCUGCCCUCUCCCCCACACAAACGGCCGAGCCCUGACAUCCCAUAGCUCCUCUCCUGUGGCCUUCAUGCCCACCUUUCCCACCCUGACACCCCUCCGCCCCUCCAGGUCUCAGCAGCCUACGAGGUGCCGCUGGGGCUGCCCACAGAGCCGGGGCGGGCGAAGGCGGCGGCGACGCGGGAGAGCACCGGGGCACUGAAGGCUUGGCUGGCACGACACCCCAGGAACCCCUAUCCCAGCAAGGGGGAGAAGGUGAUGCUGGCUGUGGUCAGCAGGAUGAGCCUCACCCAGGUCUCCACCUGGUUCGCCAAUGCCCGCCGGCGCCUCAAGAAGGAGAACAAGGCGAGCUGGGCCACACGCAGUGCCUCAGAUGGCGAGGACAGCGAGGGCGAGGGGGUCCCAUCGGGCGCCGCCCCCAUUCCCAGUUCCAGCCCCAUGCGGGAUGGGUGCGGGGGCAGCCCCAAGGUGAAGACAGGCCCCGGGCAGGGCAAGCAGCCCCAGAAACCCAAGAUCUGGAGUGUGGCAGAGAUGCUGGAAUCUCCCCCCAACAAGAACGGGUGUCCCCCGGGGGUGCCAGUAGUGCUGGAGCAGGUAUAGGGCUUGGACAGUCAUGUCCUGUCCCCAAGGACGUGGCAGGAAGACAGCCAUGGGACCCAGCAGCUGCCUGGCCAAGGAGAGUGGGAGAUGUGGGUGGGGAGGAACACAACACAGUAAUAAAUGUGACUCUGUCUGGGGUCUCCUGGUGUUGAAUGUGUGCGGUGGGGAUGCUGAAGGGGGAUGCUGGCAGGGAUGCAGGGGUGCCAGCAGAGAUGAGGGUAACUUCACUGCCAGUGCUGCAGUCACCAGCCCCUGUGAAGCAGGGCAAGUCUAAGGCAGAGAUCAAAAAUAGACUUUGCUCUUCUUGAUAGAGGU
Molecule: messenger RNA, 924 nt
Organism: Catharus ustulatus (Swainson's thrush)
Lineage: Eukaryota; Metazoa; Chordata; Aves; Passeriformes; Turdidae
Product: putative iroquois-class homeodomain protein irx-1
Exons: 1
Coding region: 268-609 (113 amino acids)
Biological process (GO): cell development; neuron differentiation; regulation of transcription by RNA polymerase II
Cellular component (GO): nucleus
Molecular function (GO): DNA-binding transcription factor activity, RNA polymerase II-specific; RNA polymerase II cis-regulatory region sequence-specific DNA binding
Source: RefSeq, a predicted model, not a curated record